Messenger RNA from Penaeus chinensis, 5401 nucleotides. RefSeq names its product junctophilin-1-like. Gene Ontology annotation, cellular component: plasma membrane; endoplasmic reticulum membrane; junctional membrane complex. NCBI's taxonomy places the organism in Eukaryota, Metazoa, Arthropoda, Malacostraca, Decapoda, Penaeidae. The record is from RefSeq and is a predicted model, not a curated record.
GGCCUGAAGAUGCGUCGCCAGAGGAGCACGGGCGACAUCCAGACGGGGCGCGCGUCCGGAUCCAUUCGCUCGACCGGGUCUUCGGCGUCGUGGAUGUCGACGGACUCCGGCCAGUCGGCGUACACAGUAGGAGACGUUCCGGAUGAGGGUUCCAACGCCUCCUUCAUCAUCGAGGUAGGGUUGCAGGACGAACAGCUGGACGCGAGUGUGGUGGAGAACUACAUGGGCGAGUGGAAAAACGACAAACGAUGCGGCUUCGGCGUCUCCGACCGCACCGACGGACUCAAAUACGAGGGCGAGUGGUACAACAACAAGAAAUACGGAUACGGCGUGACUACGUUUAAGGACGGCACCAAGGAAGAGGGCAAAUACAAGAACAACGUGCUCAUCACCUCCAACAAGAAGAAACACGUUUUCCUCAUCCGCUCCGCCAAGUUUCGCGAGCGGAUCGAGGCGGCGGUGGCGGCGGCGCAGAAGGCGGCCAAGAUCGCCAUGCAGAAGGAGGACAUCGCUAUCUCUCGGACCGCUACUGCCCGCGGAAAGGCCGAGCAGGCAGACAUGUACGCCGUGCACGCAAGAGAGGACUCCGAUAUUGCAAGAAUCUUCGCCAAACAGUUUGCACCAGAUUUCCACCAGCCAGGAGUCGCGGCGCAGGAGGCGGCGGGCUCGCGACGCACGUCCAUGAACCCGGGCGGCGGCGGGAUGCUGCCCGACGCAUCGCAGAUGAGCCGCGGCGACUCGCUCAUGCGCGGGAACACGCCCAUGCGGCAGAGUGCCCGCGGCGGCUCCAAGCCCCCGGCGGCGCCUGACUUCAGCUCCAUCCCCAGCGCCACCCUCAACGAUCGCUUCAGCCACUACAACAGACCGCCGUCGCGUCCGCCGUCGCGCGACCGCUCCGUGGACCGCUUCGCGUCGCGCGGCCAGACGCCCGUGCCGCCCGAGCUGAUCAACCCGCGGUCGCGCGCGCCGUCCGCGCAGCGCUCGACUGCGCAGGACUGGACGCCGGACUCGGGCGUGUACGACGACGAGGCGGCGGCGCCCGCGGGCGGCUCCCGGCGGCCGUCGCGCCCCGCCUCCAUUAUCUCGGGCGAGGCGCCGGCGCUCACCGGUAACGGCUCGGUGGGCGGUGGCUUCCCCGUGCCCUACACCAUCCCCUCGAGCCCGCAGGAGGCCGAGAGCCUUCUGCGCAGGCGCGCGUGCGGCCAGGAGAUCCCGCCGUGCCCGCCCACGCCCGGCCAGGGCACCGUCAAGCGCACAGAGUCGCUCUACAUCAACCCCAUCGUGCGGCGUCAGGCGCAGGUUAAGACGGCGCCGGCGCCCGCGUUGAAGCGCAAGAAGUCGCUGCCGGAGGUGCAGGGGCUGCCCGUGAACAUCAUGUCGCGCGAGGAGGCCGCGGUGCUCAGCUCCGCCCAGAGGCACGAGUUCCGCCGCCAGGCCGAGGAGGCCGAGCUGUACCGCGCCAACCCGCUCCUCUACCUCACCAGUCCUGCCGUUCAGGACUGGUUCUCCCGGCAGCGGCUGGUUAUGCUCAUCCUCUUCCUCAAUCUGUCGCUGGCCUUGAUGUUCUUCAAGCUCCUCUCGUAGCAGCCAGCGAGGUCGCGGGUUCUCGAGGCUGCCGCCCUCGCCGCCGCCGCCGCCGCCACGUGAGAGCCUCGCUUGCCGCAGCCCCACUCUCAGGGAGUGCCAGAAGCAGCAACAGCAGCAGUACCACCAGCAGCCCUAGGCGUCCCUGCGUGUCGGCCGCCGCCCGUGCCUUCCUCAGCAGACCACGCCUGCUACUCGCCUGCUCACGUGUGCUGUCAGAAUCUUUAUUUUGUUAUGGUUCGUGACGCGUUCUGCCGCCCAUGUGUGAGCCGUCCCUUUUUGUACCGCCGCCGCUGCCGCCGCCGCCACCGCCGCUGCCGCCGCCGCCGCCGCCGCCGCUGCCGCCGCCGUAGCUGAUGUCCUCAGUGGGCGGCGUAAGAGCUCACGUCGCGCCCGACUGCCCUUGCCCUGCGCGGCCCGGGGGCUGGGGAGGGGAGGGGGAAGGCGAAAGGAGAGGAGGAGAAGGAGAAGAAGGGAAGAGAAAGAGAGAAAAACCCAAGAGUGAGAAGAGAAAACGAGAAUCGGAAGAAAACGAAGAAGCCGGCCCUUCGAAUCCACGGAAGAAAAAGAAGAAGAAGAAGAAGAAAAAGGAGGAGGAGGAGGAGGAUCGAGUGAGUUUUGAUAAAAACAAGGAUUUGGAAUAAAUUAAGAGAGAGAGAGAAAAAAAAAAAAGAGAGAAAAGAAUAAUGAUAAUGCGUAUAUAUUCUGAAACGGUGACUGAAUGAGCUCUUUGUCCCUUGUGGAGUGUUUUGGCUGUGCCUCAUUUCCCGUGUCACGUGACCUCAAACUCACACAGCCGGGGCGAAACCUGUAAAUUGCUUCUCGUUUACUACUUAACCCAUUGACGCGGUCUCCACAGGCCCGAGCGGUUCGCGAACUGAAAGAAAAAAAUUAUGAAAAGGAAGAAAGAUUUAAAAGAAAUUAAGGAAAAGAAAAUAUACAUAUAUGCCCCGGUUUACACUCGCUAAUCUUGCAUAAUAGGCACUAGUUUUUUUUUCUUUUUUUUUUUUCAUAUCCACCUAAUGUACUCUUUGUGAAGUUUAGUACGGCAUUGUAUUCUUUGUAAUUUCUAGUACUGGUUGAAUGGUUUUUGUUGUUUUUUUCCAAGAAGAGGAAUAAGAGUGUAUUAAUAUUACGAUUUUACUGGUUGCCUCUCGUGUGGCAGAGGUCAUAUUGACUUUUGCGCCGAGGGAAUAUUUGUACAGUGAAAGAACCAUUUGUACUUUAAAAAAAAAAAAAAAAAGAAGAAACAUAUGCGUCUCCCCUCUCCUUUUUUUUUUUUUUUUAAACGGAAGGGAGACCAUAGAUACUCACAUGCAAGAGGAGGGGUAUUAUGAUUAUGUAAUUCUUGUGUUUUCUCUCUCUGUUUUGUAUAUGAACAGAACAAGUGUCAGUGUUUGGCUUAUGAGGAGAAAGCGGGGCGCGGGAAUGGAUUUUUCUCGUGUAUCCCGUUUUCUGUUUAUUAUUAUUAUCUUUUUUUUUUUCUUUUUUUUUUUUUUUUUUGCCUUUUGAUUAGCUCAAAUUUGUAAUUUCAUUGUCACUGAUGAUGCUGAUGUGCAUAGUGUAUGAAUUCUCUCUUUUGUAUAAUAUUUUUUUGUCUUUUAAUCUUGUUUCUUUUUGUAACAAUAGUAAUGCGUAUCAUGCCGGCACCCCCUGGGACGCUCCUGGUGGCGCCCUGCUGGUACUUGCCGGCAUUUGCCAACAGUCGCCAGCGCCCCACCAGCAGCCUCCCACGCCGGCAUGACCAAGACUGUUGUAUUAUAAUCACUUGCAAAAGAAGGACACUUUUUUGUGGUCUUGACACGUGCUAGAAAGCUAAAAUGCUUAGUCAGACACCAUGGUUUUAGUUCUCCAUAGGAAACUCUUUAGUAAUUCCUUUUUAUUUAUUUAUUUAAUCAUCCAUUUAUUUUUAUUCAUUUUGGCUAAUUUUUUGUAGUUUUAGUUGAGAAGUGUUGAUAAGAAGAAGGAUAACGUUGAAGCCUGGGCCGCGUCCCCGCAGGAGGAGGCGCUCGGCCCUGUGGUUGUGUUGCAGUUUUACUUGUGAUGUGUUCCUGCCACUCUGCACUUGCCGGUGCAUUCAACUAAAUCUUUGACACACACAACUUUGCAUUUCUUUUAUACUUUUUUGCUAGAACACAGGCAGCGUUUGAUAGCCUGCCACCACAGGGGCCCAGCCUAGCAACCUCGGGGAAGCGGGCCCUCAGCCUCCCGCCGGGGAGCACCUUCAGCUAGACCCGCGUCUGCCUCUGUUAUUCUUAGUGUUACGAUUACUUAUGACCGCCCUCCCUUCCCCGUUGUUCAAGGCCGCGUGUGAACCCUGACUCACAUUGGCGAAUCCUACCAGGUCGCGCUACGACUCGGGCCGAACACCCCUCCGGCUGCAGGUGCUUCCAGGUCGCAGUCCAGGCAGGUCCUUGCGCCGUUCCAGCCGCUGUUAGUUUGUGAGAUUCACUGGCGAAGAAAGAUAAAACGGAAAAUAAAACGGAGACCAUUCCUCUGCCGGCGAAAGUUCCUCAUGAGACGAUGACGAGUGCCUUCCUGCGUGAGGAUGAGGGCUUUCCCGGUUCUGAGAGGGAGAGGAUCGAGCCUUUAUAUAACUAGUUGUUCAUUCAUUCGUAUUUGUUGCGAGGCGCAUUCUUCACGACGCUAGAGACGGCCGUUCUUUUACGAAGGUCAUGGCCCUUCCUCCUGCUCGGAAAGAACACCCGGCAUUAGCGUGUCCUCUCCCCUCUUCCGGGUCGCGUUCCGGCGAUGGGGAACACGACGCUGAUCUAGUGCCUGGCGUUCCUUCCUGUGUCUUGGCACGGACCCUUCUUCCUUCCUUAUCUCUUAGACACGCGACUCCUCGUCCUCCUCGUCCUCCUGCUGGGCGCCCAAGGGAAGGUCCGCAGUAGCAGGACGAGCAGAGAGAGCGCUGAUUCCCUCGAACUAAAAAAAAAAGAAACGUAAAGCAAGAAAAACAGCUGACUGUGACUCGUGCGUGUGUGGGUGCGAUGUCGAUGUAUGUUGUCUUCGUCGAGCGGCGCGUGGCAGUUGCUGCGGAGCAUCACUUCAGACCUUAUUUUAGAAGAAUCUCGAGCAAACCAACCUUUUAUCUCGGUCUUCUAGUUGACAGCCGCUCCCCCCCCCCCCCCCCCUCUUCUCGCCUCGUCCUCCGGUCUCGCCAAAGUUGUUUCUUUUUUCAUCUUCCUUCGAGAACCGGAGGACACAGGAGGAGAGAGGGGGGUGGGGGGGGCAGAGGUGACAUCUAGUGGCCGAGAAUCGAACCAGACAUACCUUACAGUUCUCGCCGUCUCUCGAACCUCACGUAAGAGGGCGGUCGCGAUGGGUUUAAAAUCUUGCGAUGCGAGUCCCCGGGGUGGGGUGGGGGGGUGGGGGGGAGAGAGAGGAAUUCAGAACAAGAAAAAAGGAAAAGAAAAUAUAUAUCUAUUUUUUACUUUGGGAGACAGAAGAUAAAAAAUAAGUAAAUAAAAAUUUAUAAAUGGGGAGGAAUUCGGUUAAUUCGCCCUUUUAUUUGGACUUAUUGACUAAUUUGCAUUGUCUCCAAAUCAAUAAUAAAAUCAUGUAAAAUGCUAUAAUUGAAGGAAAGAAGAAUAAAAUAAAAUAACAAUAACCUCCAUCGUCAAAAUCAAUAUUAACUAUAAUGACAGAUUUUUAAAAAUUUUAUUUUGCCUCCCCAUUAUCAAAAAUCGCAAAAUAUUCAACUUACGAAAGAGAGGUAGAGAGACAGGGGAAGAGAAAAACAAAUGGAAAGAGAGAAAAGAAAGAACGACCUUCACUCAACCCCCCCCCCCCACCCCCAUCCUCAGAAGAGAAA